Molecule: messenger RNA, 4915 nt
Organism: Scaptodrosophila lebanonensis
Lineage: Eukaryota; Metazoa; Arthropoda; Insecta; Diptera; Drosophilidae
Gene: CenG1A
Product: centaurin-gamma-1A
Exons: 9
Coding region: 693-3668 (991 amino acids)
Cellular component (GO): nucleus
Molecular function (GO): GTPase activity; protein binding; GTPase activator activity
Source: RefSeq, a predicted model, not a curated record
CCGUGUUAUUUGAAAUUAUUUUCACGUAGUUUUCGUGCAUUUGACAUAGUUUUGGUCUCUCUGUGCGUAUCUUGUUAUUGUAGUUACGCGCUCGCACUCCAAAAGAAAACAAAAGAAAAUUGACUUGCCUACUUGACAACAACAAAAUCGACAAAUCACCAAGGCAAAGGCAAAAAGAAAGUAUUGCUAAAUGCAAAUAUUUUUUAAAAUUUCAAAGGUGACUAAACAACAGCAAUAACAACAGUCCGAGGUGUUAUUAGUCAUGAGUGCAUAAAUAAUGCAAAAAUUUAUAAGUAUCUGGUUUUUAAACGAACAAGUUAAACAAAAAUGUUGAACAAAUGUGUUGAGCAUGUUGUUGGCCACAUUGACGACAGCGGGUGGAAAGCCAAUAAGUGCAAAAUAGAUAAAUAAAUAAGUGCCGCAAAAGGCGCACAGCACCAAAAAAAAAAAAAGGAUUAAAAUAAACACAAACAACACAAAACAAUAACAACAGCUAAAAAUAGCUGCUGAACUUUUCAUUGCCAACACGCGCCACCCACAACGGCAACACCAACACCAGCACCAAUAGCAACAGCAGAAACCACAACAACAACAACUACAAUUACUACAACGAAGGUGGCAGCAACAGUUGCAAUUUGUUAGCCGCUUGCACAAGAAACGAAAGAAGAAAAAGGAAAACCUUCCCAUUCAUAAUGUUGGCCGUCAAGAAUUUCUUUUUGCCGGAACGCACCAAAGCGCCCGAGACCCCGCAGAGGUUCUCACGCAUGCCCGAAGCUUUUCUGCGCUCGAUACGGCGCCGCUCGUUGCGUGUGAAACGCGCGAAAAGUUUGGUUGUACCGGAUCGCGAGAAACGCAAAUCAGAUUCAUUUGUGAACAGCCAGGAAUGGACAAUUUCGCGUUCGGUGCCCGAUCUGCGUCUGGGCAUUGUUGGAUCUCUGAAUUCUGGCAAAUCGGCAUUGGUGCAUCGUUAUCUAACCGGUUCCUAUAUGCAAGAGGAAUCGCCCGAGGGUGGUCGCUUCAAGAAGGAAGUCUUUAUCGAUGGCCAGAGCUAUUUGCUUCUGAUACGCGACGAAGGCGGCGCGCCAGAAAUGCAGUUCGCUGGCUGGGUGGAUGCGGUCAUAUUCGUUUUCAGUUUGGAGAACGAGGGCAGUUUCAAUACCGUCUACAAUUAUUAUACGAAAAUGGCGCAUUUUCGCAAUGGACAGGACAUACCCAUGAUUUUGGUUGGCACGCAAGAUGCAAUCAGCGAACGCAAUCCUAGGGUUAUCGACGAUACGCGUGCCCGCAAAUUGGCAAAUGAUUUGAAACGUUGCUCGUACUACGAAACCUGUGCCACCUAUGGCCUGAAUGUGGAGCGUGUGUUCCAGGACGCUUGUCAGAAGAUAUUGUCGCAACGUUUGCCGUUGCCGGCCGCCGUGCAGCCGCGGCCAACGACGCCGCAAGGAACUCGACUGGGCAUAGCCUCCUAUCAGCAUAGCAGCAGCAGCAGCGGCAGUGGCAGCAAUGUGUCCACGGCAGCCAAUGGUGGUAGUGGUGGUGUGGCCGGCAGCAAUUUGUCGCUGCCACCGCGUCAGCACGGACUGUCGGCGUCCACACAACACAUUCCACUGCGCAUGAGCGCGGACUUCGUGAAUGCGGAGCAGAAGCUGUGGUCCAUGCAGCCCACGAACGAGAACAACAACAUUACCAAAUAUAAUCCGACCCAACAGCAGCAGCAGCAGCAACAGUCGCAGCAAUCCCAACAGCAGCAACAACAAUCGCAGCAGCAGCAACAACAACAACAACAACAACAGCAGAAUGACAGUUUUCUAGUGACGUUGCGUGAUCCUCGGGACCUGGCGCCGCCGCCAGGCAAGGAACUACCGACGCCCAACUCGACCCCCACCACCAGUCGCAAGAGUCGUCGACGCAGCAAUCUGUUCAUACCCAGCUCCUCGAAGAAGAACGACAAGGAGCAGAAGGCGAAUGGGGAACUGGGCAGUGGACGCUCCAUACCCAUCAAGCAGGGAUAUUUGUACAAGCGCUCCAGCAAGUCGCUGAACAAGGAGUGGAAGAAAAAAUACGUAACCCUCUGUGAUGAUGGGCGUCUCACCUACCAUCCCUCACUCCACGACUACAUGGACGAUGUGCACGGCAAGGAGAUUCCCUUGCAGUGUGUGACGGUCAAGGUGCCGGGUCAGAAGCCACGCGGUUCCAAAUCCAUCAUAACGAACAGUGCGCUGACCACAUCGCUGCUGGCCAAUGGCAAGUCGCAGGCGGCCCUGAGCGAGGGCAUUGGAUACCUCACGCUGGCCAAGGACAACCAACGCAAGCUCACGGAGAAACUCUCCCUCACCGCCGCUUUCGAUACGCUCAAGGGUGCGGGUGGGGCUGGCGCUGGAGCUGUUUCUGUCGCGGGCGAGCCCGUCAAAUCCAACUCCUCACAGCAGACUAGUGGGGAUGAAGGCAUAGCCAUGUCCAAUUCCAAUUCCCAGACCUUCAUAGCGGGCAGCGAACGCAUCGAACUGCUGGCCGCACCCUCGACCAAUAACAAGCUGGAUGCACAAACCCCGAAUGUGAAGAAGCGACAUCGCCGCAACAAGAGCAGCAUCGUGAAGGCCAACGAGGCCGACGACAACGAUGGCUAUGAGUUCUACAUUGUCUCUCUGGACUCGAAGCAGUGGCACUUCGAGGCCGCGAAUUCGGAGGAGCGUGACGAGUGGGUCGCGGCCAUAGAGCAGGAGAUCUUUAAGAGUCUCCAGAGCAUCGAGAGCAGCAAAAUGAAGCCCGCUACGAGCACCGAACUGGCGGCCAUGCUGGCUAUACGAACACAAGUGCCAGGCAAUGGCAACUGUGUCGAUUGUGGAGCGCCAAAUCCUGAAUGGGCGAGUCUUAAUCUCGGCGUGCUCAUGUGCAUCGAAUGCUCGGGCAUACAUCGCAACCUGGGCUCCCACAUAUCGAAAGUGCGCUCUCUGGGCCUGGACGAUUGGUCUGCCCCCCAUCUCAGCGUCAUGCUGGCCAUUGGCAAUAGUUUGGCCAACUCUGUUUGGGAGUCGAAUACGCGACAGCGUGUCAAGCCCACAGCUCAGUCCAGUCGCGAGGAGAAGGAGUGCUGGAUACGCAGCAAAUACGAGGCGAAGGAAUUCUUGGCCCCACUGUGCAAUACACAUACACAUACGCCCGGGCAGCAACUGAUUGAGGCGGUCAUAAGAGCGGACAUAAAGUCCAUUGUUUCCAUACUGGCCAACUGCACCCACACUGAGGUGACAAAUGCGAAUGUGAGUGCUCGGGAUGUGCGGACGCCCCUGCUCUUGGCCUGUGCCAUCGGCAAUCUGGCCAUUGCACAGCUGCUCGUCUGGAAUGGGGCCAACAUUAGACACACGGAUCACGAGGGCCGCACCUGUCUGGCUUAUGCGCGGGCUGCCCAAUCCCUGGCCACGGCCAAGUUGCUGAAGGCAGCCGCACAGUCGGGCGCAGCUGCAGCGCCGCAGCCGACGCCGUCGUCGACGCCCGCCAAUGGCGGCAUACCUGCUCCCCAAUACAAUGUGGAGGAUACGACGGCGCUGGUCGAGCUGCUCGUCGGUCUCGGCUGUCCGGAGUCGGCGCCGCUGACAGCCAGCGGCACGCUGCCGCGCAGACGCGACACACUCGGCACGCCGUACGAGAAGUCCGUGUCGGGCGUGAUUUAAACACGACUUGCUAAAGGGAAAAUGGAAAAAAUGUAGUUGAAUUAUUUUAAAGAAUGGGAGGAAAAUUAAUUUAAUACGCGUAAUAUUUGUAUGUAAAUGUGAAAUAUUUUAUUUGUUAUUUGUGUGUAAUUUUUAAUGCGAAAUUAGUUUAAAUUGUGGCGCGCAUCGAGUGUGAAAGAAAUUCUUGUAUAGCAUCUGUAUUGGAAAAUGUAUUUGAAUAAUUGUGUGUGCAAAUUAAUUAAGUUUACUGUUUGGCAAGAAUUGAAAUGGAAUUCACAGUAGUUUUAUUUAUGAUUUUUAAAUUAAAUUAAUUCUACAAUUAUUAAUACGCUUAGCCCCUAAGUCUCUCUGUACAGUCUGUUGUAAUCUCAGCUCUCAUUAGUUAUUGCAUAUAAUUUAUUAUUUUGUAUUAAUGUUGCUUUAGUUGCUUUGUUUUAAAUUGUGCUCGCAGGUUUUAGAUUAGACGAUUACCAUAUGUUUUAUGUUUUUUAUUAGCUCUCCUAUUAAUGUUAGUUUUUGUUUGCGUUACUCGAAAGACCUCAGCACGUUAAUUGAUUGAUUGAAGAAAGAAGCAGAGAAAUUAUUGUUUUAAAUGCAAGUUCUUAUGCAAAAGACUACAUUGAAAAAGUAACAGAUUAUAUAUACAUUAUAUACACUCUAAUAUAUACACAUACAUACAUAUACGUACUAAACAAAGGGAAUCUAAGAUUAAAGCCAAAAACAUGAACUUAUACUUAUAUAUAUAUUCAUAGUUGAAAUUGCUUGAUAAUCGAAUCGGUUAAAACACGCUUAAAAUGUAGUUUAUGAUGAGGAAGAACCAAAAUCUACAGUAAAACCUAAAUAGAAAGCAUCAAAUCUAAAUACAAUAUUUGUUGGACACAAAACUGAUUAAAGUAAUGCUGUAAUUUGUACUAAAAAAAAUAGAAAUUUAUAUACACAAUUUAUGAAGUAUAUACGAAUGGAUCGAUAUACAGUGUACUCGUAUGUAUGUAGCACCACUUGAAAGUAUUUCAAACAAUUUAUACAACAUAGUUAUAAAUCUAUAUACACCCUAUAUGUAUACACCCGCGAACACUGAGUCGAUGUGUCAGCUAUUUGUACGAUUAAUACGGCAAGCCAGAAAAAAAUGAAGCGAUAAUGUAACGCGUGACAAAAAAAACCAAUCUAAUUGAAUGAAAAAAAAAGCAGCACACAAAAAAUCACACAAGAAAACUUCAAUAAAAAUCUAUAAAACUUUUUAUUUGAAA